UUGGCUGAAGCCAAUUUGUGUGUACGUUUGGAGUGUGUGCGUGUGUGUGAGAGAGAGAGAGGGUGACGGAGGAUUUAAAGUAUCUCCCAGAAAUCCACCGGUUGCUCAUACCGCAAAGGGAAUGUAUUCGCCUUCAAGAAAGAGACUGAUCAAGAAGUGACAGAAUAUUUUCGGGAUCUUGGAGCAGUUGCGUAAUUGCGUCCUCUUACUGCGCGAUGACAGAAGUGGCCAGUCCCGCUUCAAUAAUGGACUCUGAGAUGAUGUUCCAACCAGAGUCAGAUCAGAUGUCCCCAGUUGAACCCAAGUCUCCGCCUCUGGACCUGAUUGACACUGGGAAGGGGUUGAAGGUCCAGACAGCCACACCCCAUCUGGUGAGCCUUGGCAGUGGGAGACUGAGUAUAGCAAUCACCCUGCUGCCACUGAAAGAAGGGGUUACCCGCAUAGGCCGGGAAGAUGCUCCAAUUCCUCAAGAUAUCACGAUCCAAGGGCCCGGCAUCGAGGCAGAGCACUGUCUCAUCUUCAAUGAAGGAGGGGUGGUGACUCUGGACCCCUGUGGUCACCUCUGCAGUCUGGAUGGAGUGCAGGUCACUGUGCCCACACCACUAACACAGGGUUACUCCCUGUGUCUGGGUAAAUCCUAUUUCUUCCGGUUCAAUCAUCCUGAGGAGGCAAGCAGAAUGAAAAGCAUGCUUCCACAAAAGAGCCCCGUGUCAGCUUUAGCCUACAACACAGACUACCUGAAGUUUAGCAGUGACUACAGCCAUGCGGUGGUGGGCGGCACCAGCAGUGCAAGAGGCAUGCGAUCAGCCUCUGAGCUCCGAGACUUGAUGGACACCCUGCAGCGCAAGAAGAUUGCCCUGGAGAACAGCCUGAGAGCCAACGGGAACGCGAACCCCUCGUACUUCAGCGUGACACAGUCUCCACCAACCACACCCAUCACAAGUCCUGCCACAUCCUCAUCAGCCUAUCAGGAACAAGCAAGACGUUUCUAUGGCUCAGAUCGUGCGACCUUAUCUUUGAAAUCUGCUCCUCCUCUUUCCCCUGGGCGGCGAUCUGAUCCUUCUUCCCUGACCUCCCGUAUCUCUGGCAGUCGCAACCAGGACAACUUUGGCAUUAGCGAUGGCCGGCGGCUACACAACCCGGGAUCCUCUUCUUUAUUGUCCUCAUGGAAUGGCGGCGGCUCCUCCACUUCUGUUGAUGGUAGCAACAAUUUCCUUCUCUCUCUUCCUCCCUCCUCUUCCUCAUCCCGCACUCCAUCAACAGGAGGUGCAGCCAGCAUGCCCUCAAGCCCGCGUCUUGGCCGCCGUAGCUAUGGCAACCAAGAGCCUUUGGCCAGCAAUCGAACCAGGAAAUACUCAGCAGGCUCUCUAAGUGGCAUGAUGGGAGGAGGGCAUAGCCGCUCACUGCCACGCCUCUGCCCCUCCCAGUCUCCCAGUGACAACAACAACGGAGUCCUGACCUUGUCAACGUUGCCCCCACGGCGUUCCGAUGUUGCUGGCGGUUACAAAUUUAGCAAAGACCAUUACAACAACAGCCAGAAUGCCAACCCUGACCUCAACCACAACUCUAGUUACUCCAGCCAGCUUUGCUCAAACAAGAAUCAAACCCAGACCACAAAGGGAGAGAGUGUUGUGUCUAUCUCACUCUCCUCCCCUAAGAACUCGACCUCCACUACCCCUCCUGUCUCUGCCACAACCGCCCCACCUGAUGUGACUAUCCCAUCCAGGGCAGGGGGCUCCUCUUCUCCUCGAGUGGCCAAAAAACUCAGCCUGACCUCCACUAGCUCUGUUGGCUCCAUCAGCUCCACGAGUUCCAGCCCUCCAGAACUGGAGCGGUUGGCCAGCCGUGGAGUCUCCCCAGGAGUAGGCCUGUCCUCGGGGGAAAGGGAGAGGAAAGGGGUAGGUGUAGAACUCACCAGUGCCCUGGGGCUUGGACUUGGAGAAAGGAGGUCUUCAUUUGGGAAGGCUGGUUUGGAACCUGGGAUGGGGCUGGGUGAGAGGAGGCAGUCAUUUGGAAAGGCAGGAGUGACCCCACCAGGAGGUUUCAGGGAAAGAAGGGGGAGUAUCAGCUCACUGAGUGGGAAGGAGGAACUGACCGACUACCACCAACACCAAAAAGAGGAGAGACUCCGAGAGCAGGAGGUGGAGAGACUGGAGCGACAGCGGCUGGAGACCAUCUUGUCUCUGUGUUCAGAACUGGGCCGGACAGAUAGAGAUGGAGGUGGUACAGCUACAAGCUCCACUUCAGCUGUGGCAGAUCUUCAGAAGAUCAACCAGGAGCUUGAGAAGCUUCAGCUGAACGAUGAUGACGAUGAUGACACACCAUCGGUCUUUUCGGACUCUUCAGCUGUUAAUGGAGCGACAGUGAAUGGACACAUGGCCUCCACUGGAUCAGAGAAUGGUUACUACGAUGAUGAUCUACAGGUACGACGGAGGCGCAGCAGUGGCCACCGAGACAACAGGGCAGAGUCGCCCGUUGUCAGUCUGCGAAGCUUCGCCCCCUCACCUUCUCCACGCACACAGAGGACCAAUGAGGCUCUAGAUGAUGCAGCCCGUCGCCGCGGACACGAAAUGAGGCCCUCAGAGGAGGAAGUGCGGCGUGUGGAAGAGGAAAGGAUUCAGGUGCUGAACAACAUGGAGGAGCUGGAGCAAAAGAUUAAAGAGCUGGACAACCAAAUCGAGGAAUCUGCCCAAGAGGUGGAGCUUGAGCGAGCUCUUGUGGAGGCUGAACAGGAGUCAGAGGUAGCUGCUCUCCAGCAGGAAAAAGACGCUCUGGAAGCACUUCACACCAGGAUGGCUGACCUAGAGACCAAGUCUCAGCAAGAAAAAGAAAAGGCGUGCGAGUUGCUACAGGCAGAAAGGGACAGAGUAGAGAGGUUGGCUCAGAUUGUGUGUGAGCAGCGCUCUCAGCUGGACAGCUGCCCUGAGGCCACCAAGGAGCCCCUGCAGGAGCAGUUGGCCAGGGACUGCGAGGUGCUGGAUGCAGAGUCAAAGCGUUUCGAGGACCUGGAGUUCCAGCAACUGGAGAAAGAGAGCAGGCAAGAUGAGGAGAAGGAGACCCAUACGCAACAACUUCUGCGGGAGAUCGCAGACUACCAGCGGAGCACUGUCACUCGCAAGGAGCGACUGUUAACUCUGAAGAAGCAGGCAGCACAGAUAAGCCAGCAGGCUCAGCGAGAGAAAGAGAGCUUCUUGAAGGAGAGGAGCACCCUCGAAGCAAUGUUACAAAGGGAGAAGGAAAACCUCACCGUGCUGGAAAGAAAAUAUGCUGACCUCACUGGUGGCCGAAGUUUCACACUAAGGGAGGGCUAUGUCACAGUCAGUGAAAUCAAUGAGCUUUACUCACAGCUUGGGGGGGACCCUAAACCUGCCCCUGACCCCACUCUGGCCAAUGCCUCUCCUGAGUCCGAGGCAAACCCCUCCCCUGACGACGACAGCCCCAAACCAUUGGAGGAUGAGCAUUUCCGUUUGCUGGAAGAGAGGAAGAGGUCUGAAAGGGAGGGGGGCUCUCAUCUAAGUGACACAUUACCCAGGAAGAAAACCACACCCAUGAUGACCCCCCAGUUCACGUGUGCAACACUGGGACGCAGCUUCCCUACCAAGCCCCAUCAUCCCCUGGUGCAGAGCACAAGUUGUGGCAGCAUUCUUCCAAGAAUUCUCUCCCUAUCCAACAAGGAAACUGAAUCUCGGCGUCUUCAUAAAGGUCAGCCCGGCUCCCGAGCAGCUUCCCAGACCAAUGUCUACCUCGAUGCCUUUGGAUACCGUGACAACCAGGCUUUUGACACAAUGAGUGUGGACAGCACUGAUUCCAUUGAAACCAGCAUCUCUGCUUGCUCCCCUGAUAAUGUCUCUAGUGCCAGUACUUCAAAUAUGAUCAAGCUAGAGGAGAUGGAGCGUCUGCUGAGAGAAGCCCAGGCGGAGAAGAGCCGCCUCCUGGAACACAAGGAGCAAGAGAUGGAAGCUCGUAAGCAGGCUCUGGACGAGGAGAGGAAAAGAAGGGAGGACCUGGAGAAAAGGCUGCAGGAGGAGACGAGCAGACGCCAGAAACUUAUCGACCGUGAGGUGAAACUGCGAGAAAAGCAGAGGGCACAGUCCCGACCGCUAACACGCUACCUGCCGGUGCGAAAGGACGAUUUUGACCUGCGGGCUCACAUUGAGUCUGCGGGCCACAGCGCGGACACAUGCUUCCACUUGUCCAUCUCUGAAAAGACCUGCCGUGGCUACCUGAUCAAAAUGGGAGGCAAAAUCAAAACCUGGAAGAAACGCUGGUUCGUCUUUGACCGCAACCGACGCACACUCUCCUAUUAUUCAGAUAAGCAUGAAGCCAAGCUGAAAGGAGUCAUCUACUUCCAAGCUAUUGAAGAAGUGUAUUAUGAUCACUUGAAGAACGCACAUAAGAGUCCAAACCCCUCCCUCACCUUCAGCGUAAAAACUCACGACAGAAUCUACUACAUGGUUGCUCCGUCCCCCGAGGCCAUGAGGAUCUGGAUGGAUGUGAUCGUCACAGGCGCUGAGGGAUACACCCAGUUCAUGGUGUAGCGAAGGAGUGGAGUAUGCCAACGUGCCAACUAUUUGUGGCUUUAAAGACUAAGUUUUGUUUUCCUUUCUUUAUCCUCGGACUGGUGUCUGGAUGGAUGAUAUUGUCACCUGUGCUGAAGACUGAACACAAUAUCUGCUGUGUAGAGACGGCAGAGGCGAGUUACUCAAGAUCAUUUUGCAAUAUUUAUCCGCCUUAUUUACAAGAUGGCCAAGGUUCGCAAUCACAUGUUGAGCAGUCAUGUAAAACUGUACGCAAAUACAAGGUAAUAAUUUGAACAUUUUUAGGCAAUCAGGUUCAAUCCUAGAGACGUAAUGAAGUUCAGAGGUCUGAAGUGUACUCUGAUGCACCGCUGUGCCUUGGAGUGUAUUAAGGUGUACCUCAAGGUUUUAUUUAAAUGUAAAGGACAUAAAUGUAAAAAAGAUAUUUUAUAUGAACUUAAUACAAUUAAUUGUCUUCAGAGAAGAGCAGACUGUGACUCAGCAGCUCAUUUGUAGCCAUAAGAAGCUUUUUACAAAGGAUUUUUAAUGCAGAGAAAUUUUAAGAAUUGAUGCAGAGUGAACCAGUCUGAGCUCCGUCGUUUGCCAUUAUCAACAGCUAAUCCUGAAACUGAGCUAGGAAUACAUUGACAGUAGUUGUUUUUACAAAAGCCUAAACAAUUUGACAUGUCUUGUGUACAUUAUAAAUAAUACUUAUUAAAUUAGUAAAAGUAGUAGAGCAAGUGUGUUUUCAUUUUCAACUUUUUGCAACUUGAUUUAGUUUCAUGUAUCAUUACUGUGGCAUUCUCAGGUCUUAACUGUGUGCAUGGAUGUGCAUGCAUGCAUCAUAUGAUCGUGUGUGAUUUUAUACACACAUGUGCUCAGAAGUGCCUGUUUUUUGUACAAACUCUAUGUUCUCUUCUUUUUACUGCGAGCCUUUCAUAUUAGCUCCAAGGUGCUAUUUUUACAUAGGGUAUGACAAUAGUAAUCCAAGCUACACCAUCACAUAGAAUAUUUCAGUUGGCGUGUGAUUCUGCACUCGACAUGAUCACUUUAAAAAAAAAAAUGGAUUGCUGUGCUGGAUUUACAAUAGUGUCACAACAAGCUCAGAAAUGAAGCUCUGUUAAAACAUAGUGUCACGCUUGUUAUUUUCCACCAUGAGGAGUUAGUUGAAUAAACACGAGGGAUAAUGACUUUUACUAAGGCACAAGAUUGUGGCAUUUGUACAUAUUGUUUUUAAGUUGUAGUUAGUUUGGAUAGAAUAGAGAGGACAGGUGUGAUUCACGAUCAACACAAAGCUGUUUUUGCCUUUUUUUUAAAACAUAUUUUGUGUAACAGUAUUUUGACAUGCAUAUAAUCUUUAUUUUUAAGAGCUACAUGCAUUUAUAUACAAUACCAAUCCAAAGUUGAAAUAUGGUCCAGAGCGGUUUUGUUACAAGUAGUCUUUUAGAUAACAGGAGAAACAAUCUAUGGUACAGGCACUCACAUAAGAGGCCUUUAGUCAUUAAAAUGGACUGAUUAUUGUGCUGCUUUGGUCCACUACCUUUCAUUGAGUUACUUUUAUUACCACUAAUUCAAUGUUUUAGUUAAACUGACUAUUCCACAUUGAUCACGAAUGCUGCUUUUUUGUUAUACGUCAUACUCUUCACUACAUCUAAAUGAUUCAGUCCACUGAUCAGUGCAUUUAUCACCUUGCCACUUGUUUUUUUUUUUUUUUUUUAAAUUGACCAAAGUGUAUGUUGAUGUGAUAAAGUGUAUAUGUUGUUUCUUUGCUUUGGCAUCUCUUUGUUCAGUACAAUAAGAUGAAAAGGACAUCUGCUUUUACAUGACAAGCAGGUGGUUGUUUUCUACCAACUAAAGGAGCUGUUACAGUGGGAGCUUCCAUGAGCUUAAUUUUUCCUGAGUUUUUAUGAAUAUUUUUUUAUGGCGAUCGUUCUGUAUUUAUGCCAUUACCAAUGCAUGUAUCUUAAUUUUGUAUUUCCAUAUAAAUAAUAAAAAAAGAUAUAUUUUA
This is a messenger RNA of Plectropomus leopardus (leopard coralgrouper), 6525 nucleotides long. It is a transcript of the gene phldb2b, whose product is annotated as pleckstrin homology-like domain, family B, member 2b. Gene Ontology annotation, molecular function: protein binding. Gene Ontology annotation, cellular component: basal cortex. Gene Ontology annotation, biological process: regulation of microtubule cytoskeleton organization. The record is from RefSeq and is a predicted model, not a curated record. Lineage: Eukaryota; Metazoa; Chordata; Actinopteri; Perciformes; Serranidae.